This is a messenger RNA of Aspergillus melleus, 2763 nucleotides long. RefSeq lists its product as uncharacterized. The record is from RefSeq and is a predicted model, not a curated record. Gene Ontology annotation, cellular component: GID complex. The transcript has 2 exons. Bases 1 to 2763 code for a protein of 920 amino acids. Gene Ontology annotation, molecular function: protein binding. NCBI's taxonomy places the organism in Eukaryota, Fungi, Ascomycota, Eurotiomycetes, Eurotiales, Aspergillaceae. Gene Ontology annotation, biological process: proteasome-mediated ubiquitin-dependent protein catabolic process.
AUGCGGUGGCGGUGUCGGCCCCGGUGUUAUCUCGAUCAAGACGCAUGUGUGCUGAUAUUCUCGCGUUCAGGUGGUGCAUCGUUCCUAUCACCGAUUCUCGCCAGCGACCUACCAUCCAUACUCCUGUCUAUCCUCUCUUCGCCAGAAUGCCCUUCCUUCUUCGUCCUUCCCAUCCUUCGCACCUUGAAUAGCAUCGCCGAUCGACUACCCUUACAAAAUCAGCCGGAGGGUCCCAAGGAUCCUCGCCUAGCCGACCUUCUCUUCUCCACCGAGCAUAUCGGCUGUCUUUCCCGUAUCAUAACCCAGGAGUACAGCUCUCACGAGAAGCAAACAGCCAUCGAGCUCGCCGCCGGUCUCGUCGGUAAAUUAUGUUCCGAGGAAGCCCAUAAGGCAGUGCUGGCGGAGUGUGGGGUUCUAGAUGCCCUGGCCGUGAAAGUGGCAUCUUUCGUGGCUGCGCAAGGCUUCGUGCUUCCGGGCGCAGAGGCGCAUGUGCAAGAACCCGGCGCUCUAGGCUCGCUCCCUCUGCCUGCGCCCUCCACCGCCAAGCUGGCACCGAUCUUGCGCGCUGUAACCGUAAUCAUUGAGCACUCCAAGUGGCGGGCGGAGCAUUUCCUCUCGUCCCCGGGGAUCGUCACAGUGUUUCCCAAGCAGUUGCCCGAGUUUGCUCCGUCCGACGUCAAAAAGGCCCCGUGGGGUUCGACGUACUUGUCCGGGUCUGCAGUACCUCGCCACGCUGGCGCAAGCCCUCUAGAACAUCUCCUGCCAUCCGUCCCGUUGGCGCAUAACAAAGCAUCCGCGAGCACUCCCAACUUCCCGCCUUUGGGGCAGCAGGGGCCUCGCCGCCGGCACAGCCAGUCAUACCCUCCAUCGCUUCCCGUCUUUGACGCCCCCAGCACUGAGGAUGAUGAAAAUGCCAUCGUUCCCUGGCUCCUUUAUGUCAUCCGUGCGGAAACCGGCAUGACGCGGCUGAUGGCAGCUCGCCUUGUCACCGUGUUGUUUCGGCGUGGUCUCACCAAGAAACAUCGGGUCUCCAUGCUGUGUUACUUGCUGAUCCCAAUUCUGAUCCGAAUGCUGGACAAGGAACAUGAAAUGUCGUGCGACGAUGGCGUGCAGUACGGGGGGUUGGUUCCUUCGCCCGACCGUCUUCGAGAAGAGGCUCCUGCAGUGCUGGCCACUCUCGUCAUGGAUGACCAGGAGCUGCAGAGACAUGCGGCCGAGGGCGGGGCUAUCCAGCGGCUCUCCCAACUGCUAAAGGAAACGUAUAACCCAAUCCGUCAGAACACGAAGCCCAUGUGGCAUGCAGACGCAGACGAUAAUGCUACGGGGGGGUCCGACACGCAGCCGGCAGAGUGCAGGCUCGGCCAUCCCGGAUAUGCGCCCACCCACUGUCAUGUGAUGCGUUACCGCGAGAACAUUCUGAAGGCCCUGGCAGCCCUGGUUCCCUUCAAGGACGAAUACCGAAAAGCUGUCUGCGAGAACGGGGUCGUGCCGUAUAUCAUUGACUCGCUCAAGCCAUGCUCGAGCGAACCUCAGUCGGACACCUCGAAUCCCAAAAAUACCGCCGCCGAUGGCAAUCCAACCCCGACAUUGCUGGCUGCUUGCGGUGCUGCGCGGAUGCUCACCCGUUCCGUCAGUGUCUUGAGAACCAGCCUGAUCGAUGCUGGCGUCGCGACUCCCCUAUUCGUCUUGAUCCGCCACCCCGACAUUGAGGUACAGAUUGCCGCCACGUCUGUCAUCUGUAAUCUGGCACUCGACUUCAGUCCGAUGAAAGAGGCCAUAAUUUCUGCGGAAAUUCUGCCAAUCCUAUGUGAGCACGCUCAUUCGGUCAACACGAAACUACGCAUCGAAUCGCUCUGGGCCUUGAAGCACGUUGCCUACAACUCCACAAACGACGUGAAGGUCAAGAUCAUCACGGGCUUAGGUCCCGGGUGGAUCAAGCAGGUGAUUACGCAGGAUCCCACCACCGCUUUAGCGAAACGGGGACUGGACGAGGAGUUGGACGGCAGCAAUUCGACAGGAAUGAGCCGAGCCAACUCGGCGGGAGAACAGGUCGAUUUGCUCAAUCCCAUGGACAAUUCCCAGCAGCGUGAUGAGGAUAUGAAGAUGGCAGACACGUUGCCGCCAUCCAAAAUGAGCCUCGAGAUGUUCUUGCCCGAUGUGACCCGGCGGCGCAAGCUUGCCUUGCACGGGGAUCUAGACCAAACCACGCAAGCUCGACAGGAUGACAUCGCGGUGCAGGAACAGACAUUUGAUUUGCUGCGCAACCUCGUCUGCGGAUUGGGAGCUUCGGAGAUGAUUGACCACCUGUUUACAGAAAUCGGGCAGGACCUGAUUCUGGACGCCCUAUCGGACAAAUUGCGUCCUCGCAGCAUCCAACUCCCGCAUCGGCGAGAGUCAUCUGCGCACCGGGCCAUUCAAGUGCCGACGGAAAUUCUGGUCUCGGUGACGUUUGUCAUUAUCCACCUCGCUGCCGGCCUCCCUUGGCACCGUCAGCUUCUGGUCUCGCAUCGGGAUCUUCUCCGCCACCUCAUGUGCUAUUUCAAUCAUGUUAAUCGGGAUGUGCGGACCAACUGUGUUUGGGUUGUGAUCAAUCUCACAUACGAGGAUGAUUCCAGCGAUCACGACGGGUGUCGAGAGCGGGCCUUUAAGCUACGUUCGAUCGGAGUGGUGGAUCGACUGGCCAGCCUCGAGGACGAUCCGGAUCUUGAUGUCCGAGAACGCACUAAAACUGCACAACAUUUGGUUAAUGCUUUGACGCGUUAA